Messenger RNA from Jaculus jaculus (lesser Egyptian jerboa), 2324 nucleotides. It is a transcript of the gene Tfeb, whose product is annotated as transcription factor EB. The record is from RefSeq and is a predicted model, not a curated record. Bases 255 to 1691 code for a protein of 478 amino acids. Gene Ontology annotation, molecular function: DNA-binding transcription factor activity, RNA polymerase II-specific; RNA polymerase II cis-regulatory region sequence-specific DNA binding; protein dimerization activity. Gene Ontology annotation, biological process: positive regulation of DNA-templated transcription; humoral immune response; regulation of transcription by RNA polymerase II. NCBI's taxonomy places the organism in Eukaryota, Metazoa, Chordata, Mammalia, Rodentia, Dipodidae. The transcript has 9 exons. Gene Ontology annotation, cellular component: nucleus.
GCGGGGCUAGGUGACAGCGGAGGCGGGCGGGACGCUGGGAGCGGUGACGGUGCCGACGGCAGCGGGAAGAGCGGACAGGGCUGGACCUCUUUGGUGGCGCCUAGCCCGAGGAGGAGCUCCGGAGCGGGCGGGAGGCCUGCAAAGUUCACGGGCGGGCUGGGCACCCGAACUUGGGACAAGUUGCCGGAACCCACUGGGCGCCGACGGCGGACAGAUUGACCUUCAGAGCGAGGGAGCCAGUGCCAGCCUCCGCCAUGGCGUCGCGCAUCGGGCUGCGCAUGCAGCUGAUGCGGGAGCAGGCCCAGCAGGAGGAGCAGCGGGAGCGCAUGCAACAGCAGGCCGUCAUGCAUUACAUGCAGCAGCAGCAGCAGCAGCAGCAGCAGCAGCAGUUGGGAGGGCCACCCACCCCGGCCAUCAACACACCCGUCCACUUCCAGUCGCCACCGCCCGUGCCCGGGGAGGUGCUAAAGGUGCAAUCCUACCUGGAGAACCCCACUUCUUACCACCUACAGCAGUCCCAGCACCAGAAGGUCCGGGAGUACCUGUCUGAGACCUACGGCAAUAAAUUUGCUGCCCGCAUCAGCCCUGCCCAGGGCUCUCCGAAGCCUCCGCCAGCGGCCUCCCCCGGAGUGCGAGCUGGGCACGUGCUGUCCACCUCGGCCGGCAACAGCGCCCCCAACAGUCCCAUGGCCAUGCUGCAAAUCAGCUCCAACCCCGAGAAGGAGUUCGAUGAUGUCAUUGACAACAUUAUGCGUCUGGACAAUGUGCUGGGCUACAUCAACCCUGAAAUGCAGAUGCCCAACACGCUACCCCUGUCCAGCAGCCACCUGAAUGUGUACAGCAGCGACCCCCAGGUCACCGCCUCCCUGGUGGGUGUCACUAGCAGCUCAUGUCCGGCCGACCUGACUCAGAAGCGAGAGCUCACAGAUGCUGAGAGCCGGGCCCUGGCCAAGGAGAGGCAAAAGAAAGACAAUCACAACCUCAUUGAGAGGAGACGGAGGUUCAACAUUAAUGACCGCAUCAAGGAGUUGGGAAUGCUGAUCCCCAAGGCCAAUGACCUGGACGUUCGUUGGAACAAGGGGACCAUCCUCAAGGCCUCGGUGGACUACAUCCGCAGGAUGCAGAAAGACCUUCAGAAGUCCAGGGAGCUCGAGAGCCACUCGCGGCGCCUGGAGAUGACCAACAAGCAGCUGUGGCUUCGCAUCCAGGAGCUAGAGAUGCAAGCAAGAGUGCACGGCCUCCCCACUACCUCUCCCUCUGGCAUGAACAUGGCAGAGCUGGCGCAGCAGGUGGUGAAGCAGGAGCUACCCAGUGAAGAGGGCCCCGCCGAGGCUCUGAUGCUGGGGGCCGAGGUCCCUGACCCAGAGCCAAUGCCGGCUCUACCUCCGCAGGCCCCGCAGCCUGCACCCGCCCAGCCGCAGUCCCCAUUUCAUCACCUGGACUUCAGCCACAGCCUGAGCUUUGGGGGCGGUGGCGGUGAUGAGGGCCCCGCGGGCUACUCUGACCCCCUGGGGCCAGAACAUGGCUCCCCGUUCCCCAACCUGUCCAAGAAGGAUCUGGACUUCAUGCUCCUGGACGACUCCCUGCUGCCGCUGGCCUCCGACCCCCUGUUCUCCACCAUGUCCCCCGAGGCCUCCAAGGCCAGCAGCCGGCGAAGCAGUUUCAGCAUGGAGGAGGGCGACGUCCUGUGACGCUGGCUUGCCCACCCUGUGUGCCAGGGGAGCCGGAGCGGAGCCUGGGGACUUGGGAGGGUGGAGCACCUCCCUUCCGCCUCUGGGUGUGCAGUUAGCCACCUGUCCUGCCUCCGUCCCCCCCCACCACCACCCCUUGUUUGGACUUAGCAUCUACCUGGCAGCCCAGUGGGGCCAGGAGAGUCCCCGCCCACCAGCCUCAACACGUCUUUUAUUUGGGGGGAGGGGGGAGAGAGGCAGCCCUGUGGAUCGCGAUGGGGAAGAGCAAGGUGGGUGGAGAAGAGCCCCCCCCCCCCGUGAAGGACAUGUUGGGGAGGAAGUUUAGGAAGUGCCUUCUGUGAGACAGCAGUUGAUCUGGGGGUGCCCAGGCCUGCCUUUGUGGGACUCAGCACCCAGCCCGCCACCCCCGUCCCCUCCGCCUGGUACUCCCCUCCCCCUGAGGUGGAGCACCCACCCCCUCCCUCCUUUUGGUGCUAACAGCUCUCCCCUGGUGGUGAAGUGGGGUGGUCGGAAGAGGGGGUGGGGUCUGGGUUCAGGGUUGAGGGCAAGGUCACAGCUGGGAGGCGCAGCUCCUCUCCAGACCCCCCCCCCAACACACACACUUUGUGCCUUUAGUAAACACUGUGCUUUGUA